AUGAAAAAUAAAGAACAUUCAUUAUGUCAUAUAAAAAGUGAUGCUUUUUUGCAGAAUGAAAAUGAAGAAUUUUUAUAAUAAAUAAAUUAUGAUAAAGAGGAUAAAGUGGAUUGGAAAAUAGAUAUACAUGUAAAAACAUUAUUCAAAAUUGAUGAUUUAUAUGGAGAUGGAGUUCUAAUCAAAACUAUGAUGUAUAGAAGUAAAAAUACAGCAAAACCAGAAAAAGUAUCAUUAAUAGAUUUUGAUAUGUGGAUUUAUUCGAUGUCAAAUGAUCCUUACCCAAAAAAAGAAAAUCUCUUAUAUUCAUCUACAGAUGAAGAUCCUAUUUAUGAUAGAAUAGAAGCAUAGAAACAUAAUGAUGAAGAUGAAGAACCUAGUAAAGGAAGUUUAUCCCUUUUUAUUGAUGAUCUAAAAGUAUCAAAACUCAUGAGAUUAGCUCUCUUAAGAAUGAAAAAAAGAGAAUUGAGUAUCAUUAGAUGUUAUGAUACAAAAGAUCUUAUUAAGAAUGGAAUAGAUUAUGAAGGAAUGAAAGGAAUGAUUCAAAAAGAACUCAUUUAUGUUAUAUAUGUUCAUACAUUCAGUGAAGGUAAAAAUAAUUUCAGUAUGACAAUCGACGAAAAAAUAGAAUAAGCUAUUAGGAAGAAAUAAAUAGGAUUAAAAUGGAUAUCAUAAUAAAAUUAUAGAAAAGCAUUAAAAGUGUUUAAAACUAUCAAUGCUUAUUUUGAUUAUGGAACUUUCUCAGAGGAUGACAAAGAAAAAAUGAAAGAAGUAUUUUAAUUAUAUCUAUAUAGUUUUAAAUUUCAUCACUUCUAAAUUCUUCUUUAUGUAUGAUGAAACUCAAAGAAUGGAAAGAUAUGAAAAUUGUAUGUGAAAAACUAUACAAAUUAGAUAACAAAAAUCAGAAGAUAAUCUAUAGAUAUUGUUUAGCCCUAAUGAAUCUUUAUGAGUAUGAGGAAGCUUUGGAGAUCAUUACAGAAGAAAAUGAAGAUCUAAUCAAACUUAAGAGAGAAAUUAAAUAGCUAUAUUCUUAAUACAAAAAUAAAGAGAAAUUAAUGUAUUAGAAAUGGUUAUCUUGA
Molecule: messenger RNA, 1076 nt
Organism: Paramecium sonneborni
Lineage: Eukaryota; Ciliophora; Oligohymenophorea; Peniculida; Parameciidae
Source: the annotation of a GenBank genome assembly